AUGGGGAACAGCCACUGUGUCCCUCAGGCCCCCCGGAGGCUCCGGGCCUCCUUCUCCAGGAAGCCCUCACUGAAAGGGAACAGGGAGGACAGCUCGAGGAAGCUGGCCAUCCCAUUCAGCACCCAGGCUGCUUGCGACGGGGACACCACCACUGACAAGCUCUUCUGCUACAUCCCUGGGACGGACAUCCCAGGCCUGGAGAGUCAGCCAGAGACCCUGGAGCAGCCAUUCCUAAGUGUGUUCAAGAAGGCACAGCGGAGGGUGCCUGUGAGGAGCCUGGGCAAGGUUGUGCACUAUGCUAAAGUCCAGCUGAGGUUCCAGCACAGCCAGGACAUCAGCGACUGCUACCUGGAACUGUUUCCCUCCCACCUCUACUUCCAGGCCCACAACUCCGAGGGACUCACGUUCCAGGGGCUGUUACCAUUGAUGGAACUGAGUGUGUGCCCACUGGAGGGAUCCCGAGAGCAUGCCUUCCAGAUCACAGGCCCGCUGCCCACACCCCUCCUGCUGCUCUGCCCUAGUGAGGCAGAGCUGGGCCUCUGGCUCUACCACCUGGAAAAGCAGAUGGCCCUGGUCAGGGGGCUGAGGUGCUGCCACUCAGCAGCCCCACAGCACCACCUGAUCCAGCCACAGCUACAGACAUUGUUGGAGCCUGAAUCUGUGGGCAAGGCCCGCUGUGCCUCCAGGGUCAAGCUGCAGCAUCUGCCCUCCCAGGAGCAGUGCCAGCGGCUCCUGGUCCUAUACCCCACCUCCUUGGCCAUCUUCUCAGAGGAACCAGAUGGGCUUUGCUUUAAGGGUGAGCUCCCGCUCAGCAUCAUCAGCUUCAAGUGGGAGGAACAGCAGGUCCACUCAUUCCUGAUUGAAGGGCCCCUCAUCAACACCAUCCGCGUGGUGUGCGCCAGCUACCAGGACUACAGCCAUUGGCUGCUCUGCCUGCAGACUGUCACCAGCAGGGACCAGGCAGAGUGUAGGCCUAGGCAGGACUCAUUCCCUGGGUGCCAGGUCAUGGGGAGCAGCCAAGAUUCAUUCACCUCUGAUGGACAGACCAGCCAGGACGUGGGGUACCUGACACCCCCCUCCUCCCAUACCAGCCACUCCUUGCCAGAGUCCUCAGUGCCAUCCUCUGCAGCCUGCCCAGUCCAGCCUGUACCCGACCAAAACAACCCUGACUGCACCAGCAUUAGCCAACGAAGGGCAGAGCUGAGACGUAGUGGCACUGGCCAGUCAUCCAGGAGCAAGGCCUGGGCAAAGGGGCUAGGCACAGCUGCCCCACUGCACCUGCACCUGGACCUGAGCAAGCUAAGCAGGCCCAGCCUGGAGGGCAGCCCCAAGGCCCCAGCUCAUGCUUCGGAGACACCACACUCCCCUCUCUACGCUGACCCCUACACACCACCUGCUACCUCCCACCACAAGAUCACAGAUGCCAGGGGUCUGAUCGAGCUCUCCAGCACCAUGUGGAGCCUACCUGGAUCUGUGCCCUUCAGCCUGUUCCCCUCCAUCUCUGUGUCUGUGCCUGUCUCUGACCCUGGCUCUGGAUCCUUCAGCUCCCCCAGGCCCCCUGACCCUCACUUGCUCUCCAAGAAGGGAGCCCUAUGGUCCCAAGCCUCUCAGAGGCACCAAGGCUCUGUCAAGGGCCGAGAGCUGCAGCCCCAAGACUCCACUCAGGUUGUCUCUCCUGCCAGGGAAGAUUCACCUGCACCCCGGCCACCUCCCCCAGAUGGCAGGACCCCAGGGGGGCACGAAGACCCAGGAUGCCACAGUAUCUGGAACAAGACAUCAUUUCCCUCCCACCAGAAGUGGGCCCAGCUUGGGGAGCCUGAAGCUGGGAUGGGAGUCAUCCAGUGGAUCUGA
Messenger RNA from Otolemur garnettii (small-eared galago), 1851 nucleotides. RefSeq names its product pleckstrin homology domain containing N1 (gene PLEKHN1). The transcript is spliced from 17 exons. Gene Ontology annotation, molecular function: phosphatidylserine binding; phosphatidic acid binding; cardiolipin binding. Gene Ontology annotation, biological process: response to hypoxia; 3'-UTR-mediated mRNA destabilization; positive regulation of apoptotic process. Bases 1 to 1851 code for a protein of 616 amino acids. Gene Ontology annotation, cellular component: cytoskeleton; mitochondrial membrane. NCBI's taxonomy places the organism in Eukaryota, Metazoa, Chordata, Mammalia, Primates, Galagidae. The record is from RefSeq and is a predicted model, not a curated record.